Messenger RNA from Ochlerotatus camptorhynchus, 2105 nucleotides. RefSeq names its product esterase B1-like. The record is from RefSeq and is a predicted model, not a curated record. Lineage: Eukaryota; Metazoa; Arthropoda; Insecta; Diptera; Culicidae. The transcript has 5 exons. Bases 169 to 1893 code for a protein of 574 amino acids. Gene Ontology annotation, molecular function: cholinesterase activity.
CAGCGUCCGUCGCAUCGUAGCAAAUAAACAGCGUUGCUCGGGACAUGGCAAGACGAUGCUCAAGCUGGCAUUGUAAAAUAUGUCUUCGAUUGCAUAGGUCGAGUUUGCUUACGCGUGCGUGGAAUUGAAAAAAAAAUGAGUGUUGAUCGUUGCUAAAAUUCCGUCAAUAUGUUUGAACUCGUGUUGAUCGUGCUAAAAAUUGCUUUCGGCGCAGUUUCGCAUUUGAUCAAGGGAAAAUUUCUUCAACUGUGGCCUUCAGUGGACCGUCCAGUAGUGUCAGUUCGUCAAGGAAAACUACGCGGAGUAACUGCCAAGCUGCCCAAUGGAUUACGUUACCACUUAUUCAAGGGUGUACCAUACGCUAUGGCUCCCAUGGGGAAAUUACGCUUCAAGCCUCCAGUUCCGCUUGAAAAGUUCGACACUCCCAUGCUCGAGUGUGCAAUGGAACGAAGAGACUGCAUCCAACGAGACUUGUUUACCAAUCGGAUUGUAGGGUCUGAGAGAGGCCUGUAUUUGAAUAUUUUCACACCAGAUUUUGGCGCCAAUGGAGAAAAAAAGUACCCAGUCAUGAUAUACAUUCACGGUGGUGGAUUUCUGGCCGGUUCGGGAAGCAGCUUCUUUUACGACCCUACAUAUUUGGUGCAGGAAGGUGUGAUAGUUGUUACAAUGAAUUAUCGCCUGGGGCCACUGGGCUUUCUCAGUUUCCCCAGUGCAGGCAUCGCUGGAAAUGCAGGAUUGAAAGAUCAACUGCUAGUCUUCAAGUGGGUGCACGAAAAUAUUACCCAAUUUAGAGGAGAUCCAAACAAUGUCACAGUAUUUGGUGAGAGUGCAGGCAGUAUAUCGGCAUAUUUACACUAUCUCUCGGAUAACUCCAGGAAAUACUUCAAUCGCAUAAUUUGCCAAAGUGGAAUUCCUGCUACUGAAACAUUUUUCCAAACAUCUGGCAACGAGAAAGCUCGAAAACUAGCGAAACUGCUCGGCUAUCAUGGCACCUCAGACGACGAAGCAUUGGAAACUUUACUGAAAGCGCCUGCAAGUGCCCUCAUCAAGCAUCAGCACAAAGUGCUUACCAGAGAAGAGAAACGGUCGGGCGUUCAUUUCGCUUUCAUGCCGGUGAUUGAAGAUCUGGACUCUGAUGAUAGCAUCAUCACGCGUACCCCAGAGGAAAUUAUAAAAACAUCAUCGAGCUUCGAAAUGCCUAUAAUUGACGGGUGCAACAGUGGAGAAGGCAUUCUGUCUCUGUUUUUAAUGAACGGAAAAUUUCACUUGGCCAGCACUGAACCGGAACGGUUUGUUCCUCUGUUCAUGGGCUCUUCAGGUGACUACGACAGAGUGGAACUGGGAAAGGAAAUAAGAGAAUUCUACUUCGGUGACAAAUCAGUAGACAAAGCUGCUAGCGAUCACUUGAAUGAUACUAUGGCGGACAAUUACUUCAUUAUGAACUCCGUCAUCAAUGCAGAAUGGAUUGCCAAGUACCAGCCAAAGGUUCCUCAUUAUCACUAUCGAUUUACCUACGAUGGGCGAUUCAGUCUCACGAAAAAGCUUUUUAAACAGGCACAUGUGAAAGGUGCCUGUCAUGGUGAUGACGUUUUCUAUAUCUUUAGUCCACCUUACUUACCGAAACUCCCUGAAGAAAGUGAAGAAUGUUUUAUUCGAAGGACCUUCGUCAAAAUGUGGACUAAUUUCGCAAAACAUGGUGAACCUACACCGGAUCAUGACACCCGUUUGAAUAUCAAAUGGAAACCGGUUGAAAAAAUAAACAAUGGUUCGUCUCCGUUCAAAUUGGACUGUUUGGAAAUUGAUGUCAAUCCUAGAAUGAUAGAGGAUCCAUACCCGGAGCGAAUGCAGUUUUGGAGAAGAUUGUUACGCACACACAGGCGUGGAUUACUGUAAAAUAUUAAACGAAAAAAAAAUAUAUAUCUUGUUUGGUGGUAUCCGUUCAAUUUACUAGUCUUAUGCAAUGUAGUAAAUCUUUCUUCAAUUGCUUAUUCCUAAAUAAAAGAAACCUCAAUAACUUAAUGAACUUGUUGUAUGUAAGAAUAAAGAGUACGUAGGAUGUGAUAAAAUAAAAUUAUAAAUAUUAUCAAAACAGGUUCUUGGCCCAC